Molecule: messenger RNA, 1899 nt
Organism: Didymodactylos carnosus
Lineage: Eukaryota; Metazoa; Rotifera; Eurotatoria; Philodinida; Philodinidae
Source: the annotation of a GenBank genome assembly
AUGGCCGUGGAUAGACCGUUAUCAGAUGUAAAACCUCGACCACAAAGUAUGAGAGAUUUGGAUCGUAAAAGUACAUUGAAUAAUCAUAAAAAAUCAAAUCAGGAAAAUCAGUAUAUGUUAGCAAUACGUUCAGCUCAAUUAAAUGCGCGAAAAGUACGCAUCGAACGUUGGGCACGAAAAGGUCGUUCAAUAUCGAUAAAUUCAUCGGCUUCGGCUGCUGCUAUUGGCGGCUUAGCGAAUCAAAAACGUUCAGAAAGUACAUUUAUACAAACAGGAAAACUUUUAGACGUACAAUUGAUACAAUUAGCGGAACAACGACAAAAAACGAUUGAAACUAUGAAUUUUGAACAAAAGUUAUUUGCCAAUAAACAAGCUUUACAUUUAAAAGAUAAUCAAGCAAUUUUACGAACAUUGAGUUACGUACGAAAAUGUUGCAAAUAUGCUAACGAUGACGAUGAUUUUAAUGAUCCAUCAAUCUUUUUGAAUGAAAAUUCGAAUCGAGUCAAAAAUCGUUCACGAUCUCCAUCAGUGGAACGUCGUACGCCAACUCCUCCAACGAAAAAAUCUCGAAGUAAAUCACAAACGCAAACCAGCGCAUCUUUGGCAGCCUCUUAUUUACAAAAACAAGGAGAUCAUUCAUCAACUAAUACUUUAGUGCAUGUGGAAACGCAAGGACCAACAUUGAGUCAGCAUACACAGGGAGCUAUUGAAAAUGAAAAACAGAACACUCAAAAACGUCAUGUUCAAUUUCGUUUGAAUUCAUCUAUUCAACGACGAAGAUCAAGUCAAAAUAAUUAUUUAAUGCCGCGAACUAUUACUUCAGCUAACGGCAUAAAACCACCUCAAGAGAAUGAUCAACGGGAAUCAAAUUCGGCACCGGUGUUCAUCACUCACAACGGUGAAGGCACAAAUAGUCCUGAACUUCUACAUAGUAAUAUUUUGAUAAAAAUCAAUGAUAAUCAAACAGGGACACAUAGUCGACGUCUAUCAUCAAAAUAUUCAAUUAAAGAUUUUCGUCUACAUCCAGAACGUUUUUUAAGUGCAAAUAAUCGAUAUUUACCAUUGUUAAAACGAAAUGCAAUGGAAAAUGAAACACGUGAACUACUUUCAAAACAGCAACAGAAGGUGCCACAAAAUGAGAAUUAUCUACGUGUUCGAAAUCAACAAACAUCAAGAUUAUCAGACAAUAGUUAUUCGGGUUCAGACUUGACAUACGAUGAAGAUAUUAAAUCAUUUUUAAGUGACGAUGUAACAGAAGUGGUAUUUGCUAACAAGAUGGCAAGACCUGAAGGAUGGCAAGAUUCAGAGAACAAAACAAAACGAAAGAUUUCUCGACGAUCAUCCUCUGCCAUAGUCAAACCUGUUGCCGAGAAAAAAAAGCCCAAAAUAAGCAAACAUAAUUUGAAUGAAGACUUAAUAGAUGAAGAUUAUGAACGUUUAAAAGCAAUAAAAAUACUUCGUGAUCGAGAAAUGUCUCAUCUUCAAGAAUUAACAAAAUCAAAACAAAUUGAAGAUUUUCUUGAACCAUUAUCGGUAACGAAACAUGAUGAUGAGGAACCGACAGCUGAAACACCACAAUAUAUUCGUCAAUUUCAAGCAAAAUUAAAAGGAGGAGAAUCAAAUGUAUUACAAUCACAUGGCAAUGUAAAACCAUCAACACUUUCCACAACAACAACAACGACAACAACAAAUAAUACCGCUGUUGAUAGACAAAUAAUUCAUAUUGAUGAUAAACCAGAAUAUAUUUCCAGUUCAAAGAUAGCGAGUGCACCAAAUCGUCGUCUAUCUGAUAUUUUAAAUACAAUUGAUUCAUUAAGAUGUACAGAUGAGGAAAAAUACAGUAGAAGAAAAGUAGAUAUCGAGAAAAAUCGUGCAAAGCUUGGCAUAUUACUAUUUUAA